Messenger RNA from Grus americana (Whooping crane), 5510 nucleotides. RefSeq names its product 3-oxoacid CoA-transferase 1 (gene OXCT1). Bases 190 to 1749 code for a protein of 519 amino acids. The record is from RefSeq and is a predicted model, not a curated record. NCBI's taxonomy places the organism in Eukaryota, Metazoa, Chordata, Aves, Gruiformes, Gruidae. Gene Ontology annotation, biological process: ketone body catabolic process. Gene Ontology annotation, molecular function: succinyl-CoA:3-oxo-acid CoA-transferase activity. The transcript has 17 exons. Gene Ontology annotation, cellular component: mitochondrion.
UCGGGCGCAGCCGACGUCAGCGUGCGUCAAGGCCGAGCCCCCCACCCUCCCUCCGCCCGCGGGAUCCGUCGUUCCUGCCCGUUCGCGCUCCCUUCGCCCGUCGUUGGACAGCAGGAGCCACCGCCUCAGCCCAGCCCGCCGCUCCGUCGCCACCUCCGCUCCUCUCCACGAGAGUCGCGCAGCGCGAAGAUGGCGGCGUACAAAUUCCUCCUGCCGCCGCUCAGCCGCCGCAUCCUCCUUCCCGCCGCGCGGGCGCGGGGCGCCGGGGCUGAGAUUUGUGGAUGCUAUUUUUCUACCAGCUGUCAUCGCAGCACCAAAUUUUAUACUGAUCCUGUUGAAGCUGUAAAAGAUAUACCCAAUGGGGCAACUAUCCUUGUUGGUGGUUUUGGAUUGUGUGGGAUUCCUGAAAACCUCAUUGGAGGUUUACUGAAGACUGGAGUAAAGGGAAUAACAGCAGUCAGUAAUAAUGCUGGUGUUGACAAUUUUGGACUUGGCCUUCUGCUUCAGACUAAGCAGAUAAAACGCAUGGUCUCAUCAUAUGUUGGAGAGAAUGCUGAAUUUGAACGCCAGUAUUUAUCUGGUGAGCUUGAAGUUGAGCUUACACCGCAGGGUACGCUUGCUGAACGUAUUAGAGCAGGAGGAGCGGGAAUCCCAGCUUUUUACACCAGUACUGGCUAUGGGACGCUGGUGCAGGAAGGGGGUGCGCCUAUCAAAUACAACACAGAUGGCACCAUUGCCAUUGCUAGCCAGCCAAGAGAGGUGCGAGAGUUUGAUGGGCGUCACUUUAUUCUGGAGAAGUCGAUUACAGGAGAUUUUGCUCUUGUGAAGGCAUGGAAGGCUGAUCGUGCAGGAAACAUCAUUUUCAGGAAAACUGCAAGAAACUUCAACCAACCUAUGUGCAAAGCUGCCAAGACAACUGUGGUAGAGGUGGAAGAAAUUGUUGAUAUAGGAGCAUUUGCCCCAGAAGACAUUCAUGUACCCAAAAUCUAUGUUGAUCGUCUGAUACAAGGAGAGAAGUUUGAGAAGAGAAUCGAACGCUUAUCAAUCCGAAAGCCUGAAGACUCAAAAGCCAAACAAAAACAAGGAGACAACAUGAGGGAGAGGAUCAUCAGACGAGCUGCUUUAGAGUUUGAGGAUGGCAUGUAUGCUAAUCUGGGUAUUGGAAUCCCACUGUUGGCCAGUAACUUCAUCAGUCCAGACAUAACUGUUCACUUACAGAGCGAAAAUGGAGUCCUGGGCUUGGGUCCUUAUCCACUUGAAAAUGAAGUAGAUCCAGACCUGAUUAAUGCAGGUAAGGAGACAGUCACUGUUCUUCCAGGUUCUUCCUAUUUCUCUAGCGAUGAAUCAUUUGCAAUGAUAAGAGGAGGCCAUGUUGAUUUGACAAUGCUUGGAGCUAUGCAGGUGUCUAAGUACGGUGACCUGGCCAACUGGAUGAUUCCUGGUAAAAUGGUGAAAGGAAUGGGGGGUGCUAUGGACCUGGUAUCCAGUGCGCAGACCAAAGUGGUUGUCACCAUGGAGCAUUCAGCCAAGGGCAAUGUCCAUAAGAUCUUGGAAAAAUGCAAUUUACCACUUACUGGGAAACAAUGUGUAAACCGCAUCAUUACAGAAAAGGCUGUGUUUGAUGUGGACAAGAAGAAGGGGUUGACCCUUGUGGAAAUCUGGGAAGGACUGACAGUGGAUGAUAUCAGGAAAAGCACUGGCUGUGACUUCACAGUUUCGCCAAAACUAAUACCAAUGAGGCAGAUUUAAACAUGAAAUACAGACUGGGCUCAACUUGCCAGAAGGCUUGUUUCCAAAUGGGAGCUCAGUGAAGAGAAAUGGAUGACUGUUUUGCAAUUUUACUGGGUUUUUUUUUUUUUUUUAAGGGCUUUGUAAGUAGUUUCCAGAUAGUUAAACUCAGGCUGUGACUAUCAGCCUAAACUGUAUUUUACUUUCAUAAUGUUACCAAUUUUAAUGGAACGGUGAAUAUAUUCCCUAAAUUUUUAAUAAUAUACUGAAAUGCUAAUGAACAUUUGUCCAAAAAAUGCCUUGUAGUCUCUCUACCAAAUACUACAUUUUUACACAGGUUCAGAAAAUGACCACACAAAACUUAUCAUUGCCUCUGCUUUUCCUGAUGUCGUUAAACUUACAAGUCACUCCAUUGGUCUGGAACGACAGCACUUGCCACGUCCAUUCUCCUGUAAAGGUGUGGGGUUUUUUUCUGGAGGAGUGGUCUAUAGCAAAUGUACACAGCUGUAGAGAGACAUCAGGAGUAUGGACUUCCCUUUUCCUGAAACUUUUGAUGAAUCUGUGACAAAACUGUUUAUACUGGUGGAAAUAACUGGGACCUUAGCCCUGAAUGUAUCUGCAGUUUCCACAGUGUGUGUCUGUUGGCAUUAAGAAGCCCACACCUGCCAAAGUCCAACUCUCACCCCUUCUGUUUAAAUCAUGCAAACUAGAAUGGGGCUAGUAUGAAGAAGAUUAAAAAGUCUCUGUCCCCAUGCAGACAACUGGUAGCUGCACAGCUGUUCCAGGUGAACUGCUUUUACUCACCUGAUAUAAUUCUUCUUCGCAGCCCCAAUUCAAAGGCAAAUGAAGAUUGUUUCUGGAGUGAGGUCUGUCCUUCCAGUGUUACAUAGAGAAACAGGGGAAGAGAAUGCUGUGGGCACUUGGAAGAUUCUUCUGAUGGGAAUACAGUUGUUUAAGGGUAAAAGCAGUAAGUUUGCAUCGCUUGCCAAUCAAGGCAUCGGCAAAAACUAGAGUUUGGAAUCCAAACUCAUGAUAACUAGAAUGAAAGCCAUGAGACAAUCAAAAUGAAAAGUCAUUCUCUCAUACUGGCUCCGCUAUUUGAUAAAGAUCUUUCCUUCCCUGUUAUUAAUUACAAAAUCACUGUUAUUUUUGCAAAUAGGUAAUAUGACAGCAUUGGAUCUCACAUUCCAAAUCAGCACAAUAUGUCUUUAUUAUACAGAACUGACUGGAAAUCCUCAUUUACUAAAAUACGGUGUUUUCUCCAAGUAUAAUGGUUUCUGUCAUUCAUAUAAAUAGGAACAUGUAAAACAUUUCAGUUAAAAUAAUUCCUGACAUAAUGUUUGACAUCAGGACUGGAGCAGAUUAAGUGACUGAAAAACAUGUAAAAUAUGCCUAUCACACAUGUGAUAAGCAUUGUUGGGAUAUGAUGUAGAAGAGCAUUCUAAUACCAGACGGAUGAGAUAUUUACCAAAGUCAGUGUGUGUUGUGGGAGAUGUAACACAUUUCUAGGAGAUCAGAUAGGAAAAUCCUGCAAUAUUUAGCUCUUGUACUAGCCUUUGUACUGCAUUUUUCCAUUCUAAAAUAAGAAAUGCACCUCUUUCAUGGGACAGUUAUAAAAUUUGUCUUGAUCUACACAUGGGUUCUAUAGCAGUAAAACUGUUCUGGUUAGAUUAUUUUGUUUAGUUGCACUUACUUUAAACAAAUCUUUGAUAAUCUCUUGCCAAUACCGGAACAGGUUAUCCUUCCCACAAAGGAAUAAAGCACCUUUGUAAGCACUGUUAUGCUAGUUUAAAAGUACUCCCAUAAUACUAAGUUGUAUGACUUGAACUCAUGGGUGCUGAUGGGUGGUAGGCUGUUGUAUAGCCUGGAUGUGUAGGCAAGACCUGAUGCUGAGCCCAUGGGGAAGAAACAUGUUGUACAAAGACUAGUGCUAAUUUCAUGAUUAAACAUAUACAAGUGAUUUGGUUGAUAGGUAAUUUGGAUGCAAGACUCAAAACUAAAUCGAUCAAAGUGUUCCAGAAUAUAUUAACCCAGGAUUAGCACAAGUUAGUUUUCACCUAGCUUUAGUUUUCAGCUGUUUUCUCUAUUUAGGUGUAUUCCUUAUGUUAUUCACACCCUCCAAGCAAAUUACUUUCUUAAAGUUUGGCCAUUUCUAUUGCUGUGAAGAUGGAAUGAAGUUCUGCUUAUAGAGAUUUUGCAGAUUAAAAGUCUGUAUAACAAAAGUUGAUUCUGCUUUAGCUCAGUAUGAAAUAGUUUUGGAUUUGGAUGCAGCAGUCCAGAGGCCUCUUCCUCAAUCCAUAAAGACACUUCAGUGACAGCUCUGACCCUUGUGGUGCUGUACACAGCAAGAGGUGCCUAUCUUUGCCUUCAGGGCCAGGUGAAGGGCUACUCUAAGGGGAUGGGUCUGAUCCCUGAAGGUGUCUUGUUUGUCAUCACUCAGAACUCUCAUAGAGAGUACCCAGAAUGAAUGCUAGUUUUAGGGGAGGAGUAUAAAAGCUAUUAUAGAGGGGAAGUGAGUUACUAUUAACUUAUCCAGAGGAAAAAAAAAUAUAUAUUUAAGUAGCUGGGGAAGUCUUAAAGACAUCUAUAAAUGAAAUGUUGAUCUAUUGCAAUUACCUAUGUUAUAUUAGUUGUAGGACUGAUUAGUUAAUUACAGCAAGCAUUUAUCGACACAUACAAAGUACAGAAGUGUCUGAGGGCAGCAUCAGGUAUGUGCUGCUUGUGCCAUAGAACUAUGCUUUGCUGGCAUACGCACAGAAGCCAUUGUUGUCAUAAAUAUAUGGCUAUAAAAAGACUAAUAACCAGAUAAUGUCCGGGAGUUCAGCACCUUGGUUUCUGAAGCAAAGAGUUAGGAGCCAAGAACUCCUGACUUUCAGCUUUUCCAGUUCUCUACUUACUGCCUUGAGAAAUGUUAUCUGUGCUCUCUGCCUUGUCUCCUGUUGCUGGAAAAGGGGAUGUUUUUCUUCCUACCUCACAGGGAUGUUGUGAGGGAAUAACCAGCUAACGUCUGUGCAACAGGUUAAUUUUUCUCUUCAGCUUGGAGAUCACACUUGAUCAAGAGUGUGGAAGAGUACUUGAAAACUGUCAUAUGUGCUAGAUAUUUGAAUUCUGUGUCUUCUCUUAUUUGUAUCAGUGUUAAUGCAAGAGAGCAAAAGUUGAUACCGUGCUGAAAACUGGGGAAGAAAGGAGAACAGGCUCUCUCUGUAUAGAACAGUGGUGCAAAUACAUGUAUGUAUGUAUGUCACACUUGAAAUUUUUUAUCUUGAGGACAGUAGUGGUAGAAUAUUGGUAUUGUUGUGAAAACAUCAUGUGUCCGCACCUAAUUGCAACAAGCUGUGACUCCACUUUUUAAAUUGAUUUGUGAAGUAGGAUUAGAAAUUAAAGCACUCCUAAGUAUUUCUGUGGACGCAAGUGUGGUUCAUAGGUAAGGUAUACUCUGAGCAGUAGUGCAAUGAUCAUUACUACAGAAAUAUGAGAGCUUCUUGUUCCUCUUUGGUCGUUGAUGGUAUGCAUGAAGGUUUAUUGUGACAUCACUGAGAUCAUCCUCUGCUUGACAGCACUUCACAAGACAAGGAUAGUUGAGACUCUUUGUCCUGAAGAAGAUGAUGAUUCUACUAUAUUAUCACAUUGGACUUAUUUCACUUUAUAUUUUAUUGACUUUUGUCCUUGGAAAAGCAAAAAAAAUGAAAAAUGUAGUUGUACUGUAAGCUCUGCAAACUAAACAUCAAAGUCCUUCUAUGUAUUUGCAAAACAAUCAAUAAAACAAAGUUUAAAAAUCUCAA